AUGGGUAAAUCACAAUCAUCUGCUCCAAAGAAAUCAAAGAAGUAUCAUGAUCAUUCUACCACCUUUAUGGGAUAUUCUAGUAAAGAGCGAGGCUCUCAACGCUCUAACCUGGGGACCUCGUCUCCAUCUGUAACCAAUGUUGGAAGUGUCGGUAAUCCCAAACCAAAAUGUAAAUAUUACAAUAAAUUUCAUUUUGGGGAAUGUCGUUUGAGAAGUGGAGCCUGUUACCAAUGUGGUUCUUUUGAUCAUUUUCUCAAAGAUUGCCCAGAAAGGAUUGAAAAAGAUAUUGAACAAACUUCAAAGCCUAGUAAUCCUGCCUCGAGAGGCAGACCACCCCGCCACCCCGGUAAUGUUAGUCGUAGUCGAGGUACUAUAAAGGAUACAACAGUUAAAUCUGAAGUACGGGCACAAGCAAGAACAUAUGCUAUUCGUGUUAGAGAAUAUACUUCUGUACCAGACGUCAUUACUGGUGUAUUUUCUUUACUUUAUACUGAUAUAACUUCUUUGAUUGAUCUUGGUUAUUGUUUCUCGGCUGAUUUACUGUUAUUGCCCUUUGAUGAAUUUGAUGUUAUUUUGGGUAUAGAUUGGCUGACUCAGCAUGAUACAGUGAAAUAUGUCAGAAAGGGGUAUGAUGUUUAUCUUGCAUAUGUGUUAGAUACUAAAGUAUCUGAGUCGAAUAUUCAGUCAGUGCCGGUUGUUUAUGAAUUUUCUGGUGUAUUUCCGAGAGAAUUACUUAGUUUACCACCAGUUAGUAAAGUGGAGUUCUCUAUAGAUCUUGUGCUGGGGACAACACCAAUAUCUAUAGCACCACAGCUCAACGAAGUUGCAAAAAAGAACAAGUACUCAUUGCCUUGA
This is a messenger RNA of Gossypium arboreum, 855 nucleotides long. RefSeq lists its product as uncharacterized. Lineage: Eukaryota; Viridiplantae; Streptophyta; Magnoliopsida; Malvales; Malvaceae. The transcript has 4 exons. Bases 1 to 855 code for a protein of 284 amino acids. Gene Ontology annotation, molecular function: zinc ion binding; nucleic acid binding. The record is from RefSeq and is a predicted model, not a curated record.